Molecule: messenger RNA, 2738 nt
Organism: Frieseomelitta varia
Lineage: Eukaryota; Metazoa; Arthropoda; Insecta; Hymenoptera; Apidae
Gene: SH3PX1
Product: sorting nexin-18
Exons: 5
Coding region: 617-2212 (531 amino acids)
Biological process (GO): endosomal transport; endocytosis; plasma membrane tubulation
Cellular component (GO): plasma membrane; cytoplasmic vesicle
Molecular function (GO): protein binding; phosphatidylinositol binding
Source: RefSeq, a predicted model, not a curated record
AAUCAAACUUAAUUUUUUUUAGUUUUAUACAUUCUAAUAAUGUGUAUAAUUUCUUGUUUUAAUUCUUCAUUCACAACUAUGUAACUGAUGCUUUGGUUCGUUUGAGUGUAAACACCCAAGCAAAAAUUUAAUAAGCGAUAUAAGAGUUAAUUCAUAGAGGCGGAUCCAAAGUCAGUGACGGAUCGUGAAUUCAAGUGCCCAGCGCUUUAAUGUUUCUAACCUCCAAUUACAAAAUAGUUUCUUUCAUUUUUUUUCUUUUUUUUUCUUUUUGGUUCAUUGAAUUACGUUUUAUCGAACUGCUCAUUCUCGUCAUCUAGAAUCUCCUUUCGAUUCUCGAAAUGAACGUGUCUUAUACAUAGAAAAUACAUCGUUCUCUGGAGUCAUGAAAGCGUAUUAUAUUUCGCCAACGGUAGUGGUACAGUCGUUUAAAUUUUCCAUUUAUGUGGCACAGAGGCGCACACACAUUAAAGCGCAAAUACGUAAAUGUCAGUCAUACGGCUAAGCAGAUCGGUAUAGGUAUGUGACCGGGUGUAAUCAAAUAAUUUUGAAAUAAGGAGGCGAAAAACUGUCACACCAGUAAUUACAGUUGAAAUUACUAUUAGUACAUGUACUUACAAUGGAGGGCCACCAGGUAAGGGCGUUAUACGAUUUCACAGGAGAACCAGGAACAGCAGAGUUGUCUAUCACAGCAGGAGAAAUGUUGACUGUUAUGAGAGAUAAUGUAGGCGAUGGAUGGUGUGAAGGUUUCAAUCAGAGUGGAAAGUCUGGAUUAUUUCCAGCAGCAUAUGUUCAAAAUGUCGACACUACUGCGCCAAAUGCAAUGACGUCAUCACAACAGAGUUCAGGAGAUUACUGGGACGAUGAAUGGGACGAUGAUUCCGAAAUCGGUCAAACACAAGCGUAUGUCCCUCAACAGCAGCAGCAACAACAUAUGAUACAAUUGCCACAGCAUCAUACUGUCGAUUAUGGGGAUUCAGUUUCUAUGCAUACUAUUCAUUCUGUGAUACCUGAAAGGCCUAUACCCAACAUACCAAAGAAAAACAAUAAAUUUUCUACAUUAAUAAAGUCAGGAGAAGAUAGUUUUUUAUUAGGAAUGAGGGUAGCAAAUGUUCCUGAAAAUGAAAAAAUAUAUAUCGAAGAAAUUGAAGGUGGACAUUAUGGAUGGUCUUCAAGAGGAGAAUCUUAUAACUGUGUAGUUACAUCUCCUAAAAAAGAAUCCAAACUAAAGGGUCUUAAGAGCUUCAUAGUUUAUCAACUUACGCCAACGUUUAAUAAUAUUCAAGUUUCAAGAAGAUAUAAACAUUUUGAUUGGCUGCACGAACGUUUAGAAGAAAAAUAUUGCUUUAUUCCUAUUCCACCAUUACCAGAUAAACAAAUAUCAGGGAGAUAUGAUGAACAAUUUAUCGAACAUCGACGCACACAGCUACAAGAAUUCGUUGAUUACGUUUGUAGGCAUCCUGUGCUGGCACGUAGUCGCGUCUGGGAACAUUUUAUAACUUGCACAGAUGAAAAAAGAUGGAAGGCUGGGAAAAGGCAGGCUGAAAAAGAUGAAUUAUUAGGUGUAAAUUACUUUUAUGCCGUCCAAUGCCCUGAAACAAUUUUGGACGUUAUAAAAGUGGAAAUUCAAACUGAUGCUUUUAGUAGAUUUAUAAGUGGACUGGAUCCAGUAGUUAAGAAUUUUAUGGCUAUGGCUGUUGAUCAAACAAAAAAAAGUCUUCUUUACAAGAGAGAAUUUCAGAAAAUUGGUCAAAGCUUUAGCGCAUUAAGCCACGCAUUAGAAGGCGACGAUAGAAGUCGAGGAAGAUUAACUUAUGCGUUAAAAAUAACGGGAGACGCUUAUAACGAUAUAGGCAAGUUAUACGAAGAGCAGCCUAAAUUUGAUUGGGAACCUCUAUCUGAUAAAUUUCAUAUUUAUAGAGGAAUUAUCAGUAGUUUUCCAGAUGUAAUUAGCAUACAUAAGACUGCUGUACAAAAACGGAAAGAUUACGAAAAGCUAGUAAGUGAACACAAAAUGGAGCCACAACAAUUGCGAGAUUUGUCUCAUCGAACCGAUGUAAUAGCACGAGCUCUUCUCGCUGAAGAAACGCAUUUUCAGACGGAGCAAGAGGUCCAUUUAACUCAAGCAAUGAAAACGCAUCUUGCGGAGCAAAUCAAAUUUUAUCAGAAAAUUGUAGAUAAAUUACGAGAAGCGUUAAAUGCAUACGAGGGUUAAAAUAUGUGUAUUUAAUGUAAUGUAAGGUUGUCUCGUUUAUCAUAUCUUUUGGUAAAGUAUAUAAUAUUCAAAAUGAUAAUUUAGUUGAAAAUGCAUGAACUGUAUGAGAUUAGAAGAAACACUUUACGUUGAAUUAUUGAUAAGCGUUGAUUACAGAAGGAUUAUGCAAAUUACAUAGAAGGGGCCAACAGUUUAUUUCCAGGUAUUACUACCAAACACCUAACAUAUACAGAAAUUUGCAAGUAUAUUUUCUAUGUAUAGUAUUUUUUCACACCUGUUUUCAGUUGUAUAACUGGAUGUGGUUAAGACAACCAAUCAAAGAAAUGAUAUUAAGCUCGGUUAAAAUAAGAGUGAAAUACAACUUCGAGAAAUAAAGAAGUUAAUCAACUAAACGAUAUUAUUAACGAUGCAUAGUAAUAUAUUGAAUGUCAAUGUUAAUAUUAAUAUUAAUCAUGUGGCUGCUAUUCGAAAAUUUGUAGAAUCAUUACUCAAUUUUUUUUUCUUCGCAUAUUUCAAUUAUUCUAAC